This is a messenger RNA of Adelges cooleyi (spruce gall adelgid), 2545 nucleotides long. It is a transcript of the gene Cortactin, whose product is annotated as src substrate cortactin. Gene Ontology annotation, biological process: regulation of actin filament polymerization. The coding region runs from base 394 to 2211 and encodes 605 amino acids. The transcript has 11 exons. Gene Ontology annotation, molecular function: actin filament binding. Gene Ontology annotation, cellular component: cortical actin cytoskeleton; actin filament; plasma membrane. NCBI's taxonomy places the organism in Eukaryota, Metazoa, Arthropoda, Insecta, Hemiptera, Adelgidae. The record is from RefSeq and is a predicted model, not a curated record.
AUAAAAGCUCAAGAUUUCUAUUUUUCUUAUUAUUCUGUGAUUCUUAAAUUGUUUUGGUGAUUGCAAUUUGCAUCUAGUCUGAGUCUUCGCAUAAUAAUUAUUAUCAUCUAAUAUCUAAAUAAUUUGUAUCUGUGUAAAUGUAUGAUUCAUGUUGAUAAGCUGAUAAGAAACGCCACUGGGGAUCUUUAUUUAUAUUUAUCUAUGGUACCUAUAUAAUAUUUUAAUUUUCGCUUAUAAAUAACUAUUAUUAUUCUUUACAAAAAAACAUUUUAUUGCCAAUCGCCCUAAAUCUUUCGACCGUGUCGUCACCAGCAGCACAUUGCACCCGCCAAGUGCAUACCACAAUUCUGUAGAAAUAAUUCUGUCUUGAGAAAACCAUCGACGGAGUGUACAAUGUGGAAAGCAUCUGCUGGUCAUAAUGUUGAAGUAACGGCGGACAACGCUGACGACGACUGGGAAACCGAUCCGGACUUUGUGAACGACGUCAGCGAAGAAGAACAGAGAUGGGGUUCUCGUACAGUGCCGGGUUCUGGUCGCGUUUUGGAUCAUGUUGAUAUGAGUCAACUGCGAGAAGAAGUGACCAAAGCUCAUGAAAUUCAAAAGAAAAAAGAAAUGGAACAAGGGCCAAAAGCAGCAUUUGGAUAUGGCGGCAAAUUUGGUGUUCAAACAGACAGGAUGGAUAAAUCAGCUGUAGGACACGAUUAUAUUGCUCCCAAACAUAAACACGUAUCACAAACUGAUUAUAGUACUGGAUUUGGUGGUAAAUUUGGCGUUCAAUCAGAUCGAAUAGAUAAGAGCGCAGCCGGUUGGGAUCAUAAAGAAAAAUUAGAAAAACAUGCGUCCCAAAAAGAUUACAGCUCUGGUUUUGGUGGAAAAUUUGGCGUGCAAGCUGAUCGACAAGAUAAAUCGGCUGUUGGUUGGGACUAUGUAGAAAAACUAGAGAAACACGAAUCUCAGAAAGAUUAUGCUGUUGGCUUUGGUGGUAAAUUUGGCGUGCAAUCUGACCGUCAAGAUAAGUCCGCUGUCGGAUGGGACAAUGUGGAGGUCGUGGAAAAACAUCAGAGUCAAAUCGAUCACAGCAAAGGAUUUGGUGGAAAGUUUGGCGUACAAAAUGACAGAAUAGAUAAGUCGGCUCAUAAUUAUACCGAAAGCUCAGGUUCUGUGGGAACCAACUACCAAAAAGUGAAACCAGAAAUAACAAGCGUUAAACCGUCAAGUUUGAGAGCGAAAUUUGAAAAUAUGGCAAAACAAGAAGAAGAAGAAAAUGAAAAAAGGCGUUUGGCUGAACAAGAAAGAAGAAAACAACGAGAAGUGCUAGAAAAACAAGAAGCUCGCGAAAGAGAAGAUAAAAGAUUAAAAGAACUACAAGAAGAAGACGAUAAGCGACAAAAGCUUUUAGAAGGCCCAGCUCAAGAAAAACGUACAGUUAAGGAAGUCGAAUAUGAAGAGGAAACUCCAAUAUCAUCCGAGCCAGUUCUUCCUCCUGUAGUUGUGAGUGCAACUAUUCAGUCAUCCAUUAGGAAUGACGAAGAAGCAAUAAAACGAAUCGCUACCGAAGAAGAGCAACGAAAGCUAAAAGAAGAAGCAGCACGAGUCGAAAAAGAAAUCGAGGACCUGAAAAAAGUCGAAGAAAUAAAUAAGGAAAAUGAAAGAAAAAAAAGAGCAGAAGCUGAGAGUGAAGAACUGAAAAGAAAAGAAAUGCAAAAGAAAGCCGAUAACGAAAGAGUUCAACUAGAAGAACAAAAGAAAGCUGAAGAGAGCAAAAAAAAAGAAUUGGAGAGGUUAGCUGAACAAAAACGACUCGAUGAAGAAAGACAACUGGUAGAACAAAAACGACUAGAAGAAGAAAGACAACAAUUGGAAAAGCAAAAACGACUAGAAGAAGAAAGACUAAAAUUGGAAGAGCAAAAACGACUAGAAGAAGAAAGACUAAAAUUGGAAGAGCAAAAACGACUAGAAGAAGAAAGACAAUUGGAAGAACAAAAACUUCACGAACAGUUAAAGAAUGGUGGAGUUUCUGAAGAAGAGUCGGACGCAGGGUACUCGGCCAUAGCGUUGUACGAUUAUCAAGCAUCGGCUGAUGAUGAAAUAAGCUUUGACCCAGACGACAUUGUUACAAACAUUGAAAUGAUCGACGAAGGUUGGUGGCGAGGACUAUGCAAAGGCCAGUAUGGACUAUUUCCCGCCAACUAUGUCGAGCUCCUGCAAUAAAGUGUAUAACCAGUUACCAAUAGACACAACAUUUUGUAGAAAAGCCAAUAUUAUUGUUAACAAGUUAUUGUUAAAUUUAAGUGAUUGCCAUUAUUUUGAACAUCGAUUAUUUAUUUAAUAAUUAUUUUACAGUAGCUGAAUGAAUUUUACUUGAUUAACCAGAACGGUAUUACGUUACUUAAAUUUUAAUUAAUUAUUUACUAAAAUUCCAUCAUCAUACCUAUAAUAGGUAAAACCAUAAAGAAUGAACUUCUUUCUACAAAAAAAUAAAACUAUAGUUUUCGCAUUUGAAAAUAUGUUUACUUUAAAUCAAAUACGCUUUAAAAUAGUAAAA